Messenger RNA from Charadrius vociferus (killdeer), 2502 nucleotides. It is a transcript of the gene EHHADH, whose product is annotated as enoyl-CoA, hydratase/3-hydroxyacyl CoA dehydrogenase. The record is from RefSeq and is a predicted model, not a curated record. Gene Ontology annotation, biological process: fatty acid beta-oxidation. NCBI's taxonomy places the organism in Eukaryota, Metazoa, Chordata, Aves, Charadriiformes, Charadriidae. The transcript is spliced from 8 exons. Gene Ontology annotation, cellular component: peroxisome. Bases 1 to 2502 code for a protein of 833 amino acids. Gene Ontology annotation, molecular function: (3S)-3-hydroxyacyl-CoA dehydrogenase (NAD+) activity; NAD+ binding.
AUGAAUGGAUGUAAAUCGGGCUGUUUCGAGAUUCGGCGGCGCUGGCUGGGCCCCCAAUCGAGCCACCCCGAAACGCCGGGCUCCCCCGCCAGCCGGGAGGGCUGCACGCCUCUGUACUACGUGGGCAUGGGGAGGAGGGGGAGAGAGGAGACUGAAAACAAUUUGUUGGUAAGUGAAGUGAAGCUGUUGGGUAAAAUGGCAUCACUGCUGCCAUUCCGCGGAGAGGACCGGGCGAGGACAUCCUCUAAUGACUUCAAGUCAUUGCUCCGGCGAGUUUCGGCCCCUCCGCACAGCUUGGAUAAGAGUCGCAAAACACAAAGCACGAGACUUCUACCCGGGCGACACAACCGCUCCAGACUGAGCGCUGCUACACGCAAGGAGAAGCGGGAGUGGAGUUUGACAGUUCUCCAGGCAUUAGAGGAUGGACUGAAGAGAGCCGAUGCAGAUCCUUCAGUGAAGGCUGUUAUGAUUUGUGGUGAAAAUGGGAAAUUCAGUGCAGGAGCUGACAUUCGAGGGUUUUCUUCUCCAACGAGACGUGGUUCUGUCUUGGGCCCCAUCAUCUCUCUCAUAGAAAGGAGUGAGAAGCCUGUGGUGGCUGCCAUUGAAGGCGUUGCCUUGGGAGGAGGCCUGGAGGUGGCACUUGGCUGUCACUAUCGGAUUGCACAUGUGAAGGCACGGAUGGGUUUACCAGAGGUCACCAUUGGGUUACUUCCAGGUGCUGAAGGCACUCAGCGACUACCCAGACUGAUUGGGGUACCGGCUGCUCUGGAUAUAAUCACUACAGGAAGACACGUUCCAGCAGCUGAAGCACUGAAGCUGGGCUUGGUCGAUGAAGUUGUGGAAGAAAACACAGUUGAGGCAGCAAUUCGCUUGGCAAACAGGGUGAUCGGCCAGCCAUUGGGACCCCGCAGGCUCAGCCUGAAGCCAGUUCCAAAACUGCCCAACAUGGAAGCAUUUCUCAGUGAGGCUCUUGUGAAGGUGAAGAAACAGGCCCGCGGGUGCCUGGCUCCAGAGCUGUGCUUCCAGGCAGUCAGAGCCGCCACAGAACAGCCCUUUGCAGAUGGAGUCCGGAAGGAGCGAGAGCUGUUUAACGUCCUGCUGACUUCGGGCCAGGCCCAAGCACUGCAGUAUGCUUUCUUCGCAGAGAGAGCAGUGCAGAAGUGGACAACACCCACUGGAGCUUCAUGGAAAAGUGCAUCCCCUCAGCCCAUCCGUAAAGCAGCUGUGAUAGGGCUGGGAACAAUGGGCCGAGGCAUUGUGACAUCUCUGGUUAAGGCCAACAUACCUGUGGUCGCUCUUGAGCAGAAUCUGGAGUACCUGAACAAGGGAAGAAAAGCUGUCAUGCUCCUUUUGGAACGCGAGGCUAUGAAAAUGGAGCAGGGAGCCCAAACCCUGGAUUUCCAUAACCCUGCACAUCUCCAGUUCACUGUGGACUUUGAUGUGUUGCGGGAUGUAGAUCUAGUUAUUGAGGCGGUGUUUGAGAACAUGGCACUCAAGAAGGAAAUAUUCCACAAACUAUCCAGAAUCUGCAAGCCAGGGGCCUUUCUGUGUACAAACACAUCAGCCCUGAACAUUGAUGAAAUAGCUUCUGCCACGAGCCGCCCACAGCAGGUCAUUGGCACGCACUUCUUCUCCCCUGCUCAUGUGAUGAGGCUAUUAGAAAUAAUCUAUGGCCAUCACACAUCCCCCACCACCAUUGCCACUGCUAUGCAGCUAGCCAAAGCACUGAAAAAAGUUGGAGUGGUGGUAGGGAAUUGUUUUGGGUUUGUUGGGAACCGAAUGAUGUUCCCGUAUGUUCAACAGGCAGUUUUUCUUUUAGAGGAAGGAAGCAGACCAGAAGCCGUAGAUCAGGCUCUUGAAGAUUUUGGGUUUAAGAUAGGACCUUUCCGAAUGUCUGAUCUUGCUGGGCUGGAUGUGGGCUGGAGGUCUCGAAAGGGUCAGGGCCUCACUGGGGCCUUACUACCUCCUGGAACACCUGCCCGCCAGCGGCACGGCCAUCGCUACAGCCCGCUGCCAGAUCUUCUGUGUGAGAAUGGCAGGUUCGGCCAGAAAAGUGGAAAAGGCUGGUAUCAGUACGAGAAGGCUGGGGGCAGGGCAGCCAAGCCAGAUCCAUGGCUUCACAACUUCCUGGCCCAGUACAGAGACACCCAUCACAUCGAGACCCGCUUUAUAGACCAGGAGGAAAUCCUGGAGCGGUGUUUGUUUUCCCUCAUCAAUGAAGGGUUUGACAUCCUGGCUGAGGGAAUAGCAUCAGGCCCAGAACACCUGGAUGUAAUUUAUCUCAAUGGCUAUGGGUGGCCAAAGCACAGGGGCGGCCCCAUGUUCUAUGCUUCCACUGUCGGGCUCCCUCGCAUUCUGGCUAAACUGCAGAAAUACUCUGAGGCGCACCCUGAUGUUCCCAGGCUACAGCCCAGUGCCUUCCUGAAAAAGCUGGUAGCUAUGGGGAACCCUCCCCUCAAAGAGUGGAUGUCCUACGUCGGCCGGCAGAGCAACAAGCUGUGA